CUUUCUUCAAUGAUACACUUUCAGGAAGAAGAAGAGCUGGUGACUGCUCACCGAAAGCAAGUGGAGGAGACUCUAGAUAUCAUAAGAGAGGAGAUGAACCUUUUGGUCGAAGCAGAUCAACCUGGCAACCAAUUAGAUGACUACAUCUCAAGAUUGAGUGCGAUACUUUCGCAGAAAGCCGCUGGAAUCGUGAACUUGCAGGCUCGGCUGGCACAGUUUCAGAGGCGUCUAAACGAGCAUAACGUUCUUCUCUCAUCUCCUNUCUUUUUUUUUUUGUAUUGA
Molecule: messenger RNA, 282 nt
Organism: Ananas comosus (pineapple)
Lineage: Eukaryota; Viridiplantae; Streptophyta; Magnoliopsida; Poales; Bromeliaceae
Product: kinesin-like protein KIN-13B
Exons: 2
Coding region: 10-282 (90 amino acids)
Biological process (GO): microtubule-based movement
Molecular function (GO): microtubule motor activity
Source: RefSeq, a predicted model, not a curated record